Messenger RNA from Cheilinus undulatus (humphead wrasse), 2052 nucleotides. RefSeq names its product piggyBac transposable element-derived protein 4-like. The record is from RefSeq and is a predicted model, not a curated record. Lineage: Eukaryota; Metazoa; Chordata; Actinopteri; Labriformes; Labridae. The coding region runs from base 1 to 2052 and encodes 683 amino acids. The transcript has a single exon.
AUGGCGACGGCAAGAAAAGGGAGAGAGCUUUUUACUAUUUUGGAAACUAGCGCGGACACAGAAAGUACAACGGUGUGCGACAGCGACAGCCAAGACGCUCCGCUUAAUCUUUCAGCCGAUGUGAAGUGGUUUGAAAUUCCGUACAGAAAGCCAGACUCGGACGAGGAAGACGGAGUGCGGGAAGAGGAGGAGGAGGAGGUGGAGGAGGACGGCGAGGGGGAGAAUGGAUUCACGAGCACAGCAGCAGCCGCGGCGGAGGCUGCAGACGCGGCCAGCUUCAUCGCAGGAGGAGGCUGCAACAUAAUUCUGGUGACCGGGAGUAGUAAUGGACUCAAGCACGAAGAGGAGGAGUACGCAGAGGACUGCUAUUAUUCUACCUCCACUAACUGCUCCGAUAGCAACUCAAACGACUCGGAUAUCGAUUUCUCCGAUUUGGAGGAGGAGGAGCGCAGGAGUUUUUUCAGCUUUGAAGAAGACUUGGACGAGGACUGCACUUCUCCGGACUUCUGGGGCGAACCUGACCAGGUAAUCUCGAUCGAGCCUUUCUGUGCUGUCAGCGGCCCUCAGCACUCGCUGGGGGACGAUGCUGACACCCGUGACUAUUUCCGGAUACUCUUCCCAGAUUCUCUUUUUGAACACAUGGUGGAACAAACAAACAAAUACGCCCUCUAUCGGCAGAGGAGGAGUGGGAAAUCAGACCCCCACUGGCACCCCACUGAUGUGAGGGAGAUGAGAGCUUAUGUGGGUCUGAACAUUCUUAUGGGCAUCAAUCAGCUUCCAGACACUGGCAUGUACUGGGCCAGUGAUAUUUUCAUAGGAAACGCAGGAUUUAAGAAAACAAUGACUGCCAGACGCUUUGAGAAACUCACUCAGUACCUUCAGCUGUGUGACCGUGAGUCUGAGCCCGUGAGAGGAGAGCGAGGGUAUGACGCCCUCUUCAAAGUCAGGCCUCUCCUUGAUGUGGUGGAGAACACCAUGUGGGACGCUUACACGCCCAACCGCUGUUUGACCAUAGACAAGUGUGCCAUUGUAAUGAAGGGACGCUUCUCCCCCACCCAGUACAUGCCGUCCAAGCCUCUCAGGAAGGGGCUGACGGUGUGGAUGCUGUGUGACUCUCGCUCUGGUUACUGCCACCGGGCGAAGAUCUACAUAGGAAAAUCCAGUGGGGACGAAGCAGCAGCCACCCUAGGCUACAGGGUGGUGGCCUCCCUGGUGCGCGGCCUAGAGGGCCAGUACCACCACCUCUUCAUGGACAGCUUCUUCACCUCCGUGCCCCUCCUGCAGCGCCUGCUUAGGGACGGGCUCUAUGCCUGUGGGCCCACCCAACCAGGGCGGAAAGGUUACCCAGAGGUUCUUCGUCCGUGUAAUGUGGGAAAGCUCUCCCAGGGUGAAUUCUACCAGUGCCAGCGUGGAAACCUUGUCGCUACUGUGACGAGGGAUGUCAAGGUGGUUAGCUGCCUUUCUACUAAUUCUGCGCCAGGGAUUGUGGGUAUCAGCCCAGGCCGGCAGCAGCGUGAAACAGACGGUGAGGGCGAGAGUGACAGCAUGGAGAGCUCCGGCUUGUCUUUCGGCGUCCCUCGACCUUUGCCCCUACUGCUGUACCAGGAGAACAUGAGGGGCGUCGACCUGUGCGACCAGCUGAGGGAGUGCUACCAGGUAGGCCGGCCCUGUAAGAAGUGGUGGCGCUACUUCCUGUGGUUCUACGUCAAUCUGUGCAUCGUCAAUGCCUACAUCAUCCUGAGGGAGAGCAGAGGGGGGACACCACCGGCGGGCUUCAACGGCAAGCAGUUCACUCAGCGCCACUUUCGGGUGCGCCUGGCCCAGCAGCUGAUCGGAGACUACCAGGGGGCAAGAGGCAUGGAGCGGGCAGCGCGCAAGAGACACGCAGACUCACCCAUAGAGUACGGACACCGCCUGGAACGCAUGUCAGAGCGCUCCCGCCGUUGCAGGAACUGCACCAACAAGGGACUGCGACAUGAAAGCGUCUUCGGCUGCAAGAUAUGCAACGUCCACCUAUGCAGGGGUGGAUGCUUCUCUGAGUUUCAUAAAUAG